UCAAACAGACAUGAUGGUGUGGGCCGGUUGGAAUUUGCGUUUUCAAUGAACUUUAUCUGACCGAGGGAGAGGGAAAACUUGGGGAACCUCGCCCAGGCUUUCGCAUUCUGCAAACUAUGGUGAACAACUUUUGGGGAGUCAGGAGGUUGCUGACAGAAUAUUUGUGAAAUGCUUGAAGAGGAGACUGUGGAAAAGAUUGGUUCCAAUUCAGUGGAAAGUGAAAUCUCUCUGCUGCAAACCCCAACACCACAAAAUUCAAUUUCAGAACUGACAAAGGAUGUCUGUGAGCCAUAUGAAAAUGAAAAUGACCAGGCUACUUCUUCAGAACCGUUUAUGUACAGACACCGGCCAACAUCAGGAAGAACACAGGACAUUUCUUUUUUAUUGGCAAGUAUCUUUAAGGAUCUUUACACUGGAGGAGUUAUUGGAGAGGACAUAAUAAAGAACCUUUUGAGGUCACGUGGUGGAGAUGAUGAGUACCAUGAGCAAUUUGUGCAACAGCUUCAAGAGAUUCAUGCAGAAUAUGACAAACGAAUUGCAGAGGCUGACGCAGUUGAAAAACACAUCAUCCAGGCCCGAGCACGAGCCACAGCGGCAGAGGAGAAGGCUCUGAAUAAAGAAAAGGAGAGUGGAAUUGACUUUAAAUCCCUGGAUAAUAAAUCACUUGGAUUGCCAACAGUGAAGUCCACAUUCAGGGACUGCAUAGACAGUGAGUUCCUUAAGACACAUAACUUGAUCGUUCCAGAGGAUUAUAUCACUGAGAAGCGUACGAGUAGCAAAGCACCGAUACCUGCAGCAAAACCUCAGACCUAUGUUCCAAAACUGACAAAAACUUUCAAGAAACGGAUUUCGAAAAGCCCAGUAGAUGAUGGAUACACCGACAUGAGCCAACCUAAGGGUCCUUGUGGAUUAUUAGAGUGCAAAUCAUCUUUAACUUUGCUGUCAUCCUCUGAGGAGUCAAUUGUUCCAAAAGUAUCCAAGUCCCAGGAAGAAAAAUCCAACAAGUACCUUUGGAGGGAUCAACUGCCUGUGGCUGAUCGAAUACAGGCACGAGAAGUUAUGACAAAGUUUGAGAAAUGCCACAACUUCCUGAAGAACCCACGCCACCUGCCUCCUCAAGAAGGAGGCAAAUCACUUAUCAUUCCAAAAAAGAAGGUGCCAAAGAAAGUUGCCGGAAGACACAUAUUUGUAGACAAAAGUGACCCCAAUGAACCUAUUCCUGUCUUUCUGGCAAAUCCACCUAUUAUCCUCUUCACAAACUACAAAGUGGGGCAGGUAUAUGAAACAAACGUCGAGUUGAGAAACCUGACUUCCAGCAGCCGCCACCUGAGAGUCAUCCCACCAAGUACCUCAUUUUUUUCCAUCGGACUCGGUAAAUUUCCAGGAGAGGGAGGCAUCGUUGCUCCGGGCAUGAGCUGCCAGUACACUGUCCGAUUUGCUCCUGAUUCACCAGCUGAAUAUGAGGAUUUCCUACUAGUGGAGACACAGACACCCUAUCCACUCGUGGUCCCCAUUGAAGCCAGAAGAUCUCCUCCCAUAUUAACCUUACCUGGUACUUUAGACUGUGGAUAUUGCCUGGUGGGUGGAGUGAAGAUCACAGAGUUCCUUUGUAGAAAUGAUGGCUACAACUCUGGCUGUUUUUGUGUGAUGCCAAAGAAAAUGUGGCCAACUACAAAUUUCAGGAGUGUGGCAGCUGCUGGGUUUCUAGAUGUAGCUCCAUUUGCAAUCAGGCCUGCAGUGUUUGAACUGAGUCCCGGCCAGACCCUGAUCAUGGAGGUUGCCUUUCUUCCACCUUCUUCAGAUACCUUUUCCCAAACUGUUACUAUGGUGUGUGACAACUGCCACGUGAAAGACUUUGUACUCAGAGGCAGUGGUCAGUAUGUUGCUUCGGAGUUCAUCUCUAUCUCUGGCGGAGAGAGUAUAACUGCCCCAGGAGAAUGUAGAGAUGUAACAGCAGACCACUUUGUGCGUUUUGAUGCUACCAACCCAUGUGUUUGUUCUCAAAAGACACUCACCCUCCGCAAUGCUACGCACGUGGAGCUCCCCUUCUGCUGGCAAGUACUAAAGCCGAAUCUGGUAUGUCCUAUUCCUGGAGAGUCAGUCGUACCCACCAACCUGGAUUACGAUCAGGAUUUAAAAUCCGCCUUUCACAUCAGCCCAGAUAAUGGAGUUUUGGCGCCUCACCAGGAUCAUGAGUUCAUCCUUGCUUAUUUCCCGCGGGAGCUGAAGGAGUAUCACAAUGUGUUUUACCUUGUAUUGCGAGAUGUUCCAGAGCCUUUGAAUGCCAAUGAGUGUAACACCAGUAGGAAAAGUAGUUUGGAAAGGUCAAUGAAAACAGCUUCUGCAGCAAUGACUAAUAUCGUCGGCAUGGAGCUGGAGGUUAAGGGCUACACCGAGCCAUUUCAAGUCUUAUUGAGGCCUUAUGCCAUUCUCAUCCCUGGCGAGAACUACCUGGGCACAACUCUGAAAAAGUAUUUUGAGAUGUGGAAUUAUAGCAAGUCCACCAUAUACUACGAAUGGGAGAGUAUGCACGAUUCUCACAUCCUGGAGGUGCUGCCACCUUGUGGAGCCAUAGAGCCCAAUGAUUUCUGUGACCUGGAGCUGUUGCUUACUGGAGGCAAGGUGGAGAAAAUAAAGCACCGUCUGCCGUGUCACAUCAGAUAUCAGGAAGAGCCAGUGGUCCUUUACAUAGAAGCAGCUUUUAUGGGUGCCCAGGUUUGCAUUGACCUUCCGUCUCUGGAUUUCUGUCUAAUGAGGCUGGGAACUAGUGCCAUGUGCACCAUCCAGAUCAAGAACACAUGCCAGCUUUCAGCUUUGUGGCAUCUGCAGGAGAGUCCAGAAUGCCUGAAGGAACGGAACGAAGAGGUCUCGCAGUUUGCCUUUGAACCGUCCAGUGGAGAACUACUACCACUGGCUGAGCACAAUGUGACUAUCCUGUUUACUCCAACAAAGUGUCAAAGCCUGAAGACAGUUCUUGAGUUGAAAGUGGAAAAUGGAAAUACAAGUCAUAUUGCAGUGAAGGCUGAAGUCCAAGCAGUUCAGGUGUGCCUGCUGUCCUCUACAGUCAUUUUCAAAGAUAUCUAUGUUGGGAUCCCUGCACAGGAGACAGUGAAAAUCUUCAACCAGACACUACUACCAACAAAAUAUACCUGGGGAGAGUUGCAUGAAAGUGAAGCUCAUCAAUAUAGAGUCACCGUCUCUGCAGCAAGUUACACUCUGGGGCCAAAUGAAGAAGUGACAGCGUGUGUGGAAUUAACAGCUUAUAGCAUGCGUGAAUUGAGUGGUUUGAUUCUCUCAUGCAUGGUGGAGGAGAUGAAAGAACCUCUUCUGCUGGAGAUAUUUGCUAAACCAAAGGGCCUGAAUGUCACUUACAGCAUUCCUGCUGACAGCAACGAGGAGAGCAACUCGCUACUUUUGAAUUUCAGUGAGGUAAUGGUGCAUGGCACAAUGAAGAGGCAGCUGUUGAUCACCAACAACACUGCCAUUCCAGCAGCGUUCAAUCUGGAAGUGGACUACUUUAGCAGCUGCUCUCCAGUGCCCCCCUCAGUCAGCAGGCUGGCAGUUAGUCAGUCAAGUAGUCAGUCCAGAACACCACUCCUUAAAAGAACAGUGAGCCUUACAGAAGGUCCAAGCAAGUCACAGAAUCAACUACAGCGUGAAUUUGAGGACGUACUGCUCUGUCACAGGAAAGGGGCAGCGUUUGUUGUCCAACCAAAGACAGGGACCCUGGAGCCAUACCAGCAGCUGACCAUUGAAAUCACAGCCUUUGCCAACAUGUGGGGAGACUACAGCGAUUAUCUGAUUUGCAGAGUUGGAGAUCUGGAGCCUACCUGUGUGCCCAUGCAACUGUCUGUUAAAGGCAUUCCACUGUACUUCAAGGUUUUAGGACCUCAGAAGGACAACCAGAUGCAAGGCCCUGUAGUCAGGUUUGGUACCCAUAUCGCUGGAGGUGACACUGUCUCCCGUUCCCUACGUCUCUUCAAUAGGGGUCCCUAUGAUAUUCGGUUGGACUGGGAGACAUACAACCAUGUGAAGGAUGACCUGCAGCUGGUGGAUCUGAUUAUUUCCUAUGGGCAACAGUUCCCAUUGAAGGAUGAGAGUGGUACUGAGAUAAUGGGAAUUAGCAUUGCUCCUAGUGAAAGUGCACACAGCUAUGACUGGGAUGCUAUUCCUAACAGUCUAGAGAGCAGCUCUUCAGCACUCCAAACAACAGAAUGUGAACUGGAAGAGGAGGAGGAGGUGCCGGAGGAGGCAGAGAAAGAGUCAAAGCCAGCAAGCCCUCUAAUUUCUGUUGUUCUACGAGCCCACGAGGGCAUUGCAGCAGACUAUCCAUAUUACGUGACCCCACGACAGGUGGUAGUUCCAGCUGGUAGUUUCGUCACCAUCAAUGUCUCCUUCACCCCACUCACACAGACUGAAGUGACGACAAAUGUAGAGUGUGAAGGUUUUGCUUUCGGAUAUCUGAGUCUAGAUGAUCAGCUGGCAUUUGGAGUACCUGGAAAAGUGACUCGAUGUCAAGGCUAUGAUAAAGAGGCAUUACGCCUCGACUUCAAGGCAGUUGUAAAGCCUGCUUUGUUAAGAGUGGAAAUGGAUGACGAUGAUGAAGGCCUUUCAUUUUAUGCAGCUGCAAGUGACUUGAUCCCAGAUGGACUGGAAGGCGAGAUCCAAAAGGAAAUCCUGACGACGCGUGGCUUCAAACUGACGAAUUCCACUGAGACUCCUCUAUACUUUCAGUUUUUGCUGAAACGACCUUUCUGCAUUUUGAAUGUGGACCCCAAAAACAGCCUUAAAUCUUCGAACAGUGACAGGGAAGAGAAUGCGAAGAUGCUGGUACUAUAUCCCCAACAAUGCACGCACGUCACCAUUGCAUUUUGCACUUCUCUGGACUUGUUGAAAUCCCAGGAAUAUUGGAGUCCAAGGAGAAAACGGAAACUGGAGUUUAAGCAGGACCUUGUGAUUGAGUACAACAACAAGACAACACAGCUCAUUCCUCUCCAUGCUUUCUUCGACCUGCCGUUCCUUGAGCUUUCCACCGACAGUGUCAAUUUUGGAAUCUGCUUGGUUGGACAAUGCAGGAGAAAGGAGAUCUUCCUCCUGAACAGGACGGGGUCAAAGAGUUUCUGGUCUGCAACAAUUGCUCCAGUUGAAAGCCAGGAGGACCAGGGUGUGUUUGAAAUUUGUCCUGAGCUUGGUGUUUUACAGGCCCACUCCAUCUAUUUAUCAACAAGUCGAACGGCGAUACAGAUCACAUUCAAGGCCAGGGAUGAGAAAAUGUAUCAUACAAAUAUUGUCAUCCAAGGAAUUCUGGGUGAGAAACCGGUAAAAUUCUCAGUGCAAGGAAGAGGGACACUUGACGAAAAAUACGAAGCUAUGUUUGUCUCAUAGUGUCAGCAGAAAUUGAAAAUGCUCAAGUUUCUCCAACAAGUCAAUCAAUGUAAACAUUUCGCUGUAUUAGCUUUACAAACAUAUAACCUAUAAAAGGAUUUGCCUUUUUAUUAAAUCUAAAA
Chiloscyllium plagiosum (whitespotted bambooshark) is the source of this 5507-nucleotide messenger RNA. It is a transcript of the gene dlec1, whose product is annotated as DLEC1 cilia and flagella associated protein. Gene Ontology annotation, molecular function: tubulin binding. NCBI's taxonomy places the organism in Eukaryota, Metazoa, Chordata, Chondrichthyes, Orectolobiformes, Hemiscylliidae. Gene Ontology annotation, biological process: negative regulation of cell population proliferation. The record is from RefSeq and is a predicted model, not a curated record. Gene Ontology annotation, cellular component: cilium; cytoplasm.